Quercus robur (English oak) is the source of this 6572-nucleotide messenger RNA. RefSeq names its product disease resistance protein RUN1-like. Lineage: Eukaryota; Viridiplantae; Streptophyta; Magnoliopsida; Fagales; Fagaceae. The coding region runs from base 903 to 5438 and encodes 1511 amino acids. The record is from RefSeq and is a predicted model, not a curated record. Gene Ontology annotation, biological process: defense response; signal transduction. The transcript is spliced from 13 exons. Gene Ontology annotation, molecular function: protein binding; ADP binding.
UCUUUUGCUAGUCACCAUGAAUUUACACUUUGUCCUCAUUUUUGAACAUGCGGGAUGUGUACAGUAGAGUUGACUCAUACGAUGACUCUACCAUUAACUAAACUUCUUCGAAGCUCACGAAGAAUGAAGUUUCUUUGGAAAUUUCCAACAUCACUGCUUAUACAGUGUACGCCUGGUGAAAAAGCAAUCUGAAAGGAACUUUGUUAUUUUUAAGAAGAAAAUAUGAAAAGCUGUUUAUACUUUAUGGUAGCUAAUAAAAACAAAAUAAUACAAAAGAGAAAUUUCGCACUAAAACUUUCGGCGCCACCUUUGAAAAAGCGUAAAGAAAAGGAGCAACUUUCGCUCCGCCCUAGGAAGUGGAAUUACUCAGAAAUGAGAAAACAUAUAGUAAUAAAAAAGAGCAGUGGAAGUUUCUUGUAAUUUUUCCUAAAAGGAGCACUGAAACUAAAGGAGCACUGAAACUUCAGUCUGUUUCAUUACUUCCAAAAUUUUAGCUCUCCUCAGUCUUUUCUCUCUUCAUUUGCAAAUUUUAGAUUGGAUUUCUACUCACUCCGAUUCGACGCAUUUUCAGCACAACGCAAGUGAUCAGGUUGGGAUGAAGUCAUUUCUGCUUCCCUAAUUUCAGAUCCACCUGUUCUAGCCCCAAUCUCAGAACUUUCGCUGCUCACGCACUCGGAAAUUUCAUCGCUACUUUUGAAGUGAAAGUACUCAGAAAAACAGAGCAACUUCCGCUCCUCACUAGGAACUAGGAAGUGGAAGUACUCGGAAAAAUAAAGAAUAAUUUCAGUCCUCUUUCAUCUCUUCCAAAUUCUCAGUCUCCUCUUUCUCUGUCUCAUCAGUUCCUAAUUUCAGAUUCAAUUCCAUCUCUUUCAAAGCUACGCAAUUCAGAUCUAUAUUUUCUAAUGGCUUUAAUGGGAAUGGAAACGGACUUCUCAUCUUUCCCAAGUUCCUCUUCUUCUUCUGCCGCCCGAGGGAAGUAUGAUGUGUUCCUCAGUUUCAGAGGUGAGGACACCCGCAACACAUUGGCGGACCUUCUAUAUGAUGCUUUCAAUCAGAAGGGCAUUAACUCCUUUAAGGAUGAUGAAAAACUUGAGAAAGGAAAAACUAUUUCGCCAGAGCUUUCAAGAGCAAUAGAAGAAUCGCAAUUUGCUGUUGUCAUUGUCUCAAAAAAUUAUGCAUCUUCGACUUGGUGCUUAGAUGAACUUGUAAAGAUCUUUCACUGUGAGAAACACAUGGGAAUGAAAAUUCUGCCAGUUUUUUAUGACGUGGAGCCCUCUGAUGUACGGAAGCAAUUGGGAACUUUUGCCCAGGCUUUUAUUGAACAUGAAAAACGUUUCAAGGAGAAUAUAGAGAAGGUGAAGAUGUGGAGAGCUGCUUUGACUCACGUGGCCAAUCUCGCUGGAUGGCCUUUAAUGAAUGGGCCUUUCUCACAAGUUAUUAAAAGCAUUGUGAGGCUAAUAUGGCAUAACUUGAAUAAUGAUGCAUUCUCCGAAGUUACCAAGGGCCUAGUAGGAAUAGACUCUCAUGUGGUGGAAUUGGAGUCGCGUUUAGCUAUAGGGUCAAAUGAUGUUCGCUUUAUAGGGAUUUGGGGGAUGGGGGGGAUGGGUAAGACAACUCUUGCUUGGGUUGUUUAUCAUAUGGUUUCUAAAGAUUUUGAAGCUUGUAGUUUUAUUGAGGAUGUUCGGGAAAAUUUUGAAAAAAAAGGUUUUCUUCCAAUACAACAAAAAAUUAUUGAUCAAAUUUUGAUGGAAAAGGAUUUGAAAAUAAAAGAUAAGUAUGGUGGAGUUAAAAUGAUCAAAAAUGUGUUACAUAAUAAAAGAAUUCUUCUUGUUCUAGAUGAUGCAGAUAAACUAGACUUGUUAGACAUGUUAGCCGGGGAGCAUGAUUGGUUUGGCCCGGGCAGUAGAAUUAUCAUAACAACAAGAGAUAUGCAGGUGUUGAGGACACAUAGAGUAGAUGAAAUAUAUGAAGUUAAAGGAUUGAAUGAUGAAAAUGCUCUUCAACUUUUUUUCUUGAAAGCUUUUAAAAAAGAGCAUGUCCCUGAUGAUUAUAAAGGGCUGUCUAAUGAUUUUUUGAAAUAUGCCCAUGGCCUUCCUUUAGCUCUUGAGGUUUUAGGUUCAUUAUUGUUUGGAAAAAGCAUUGAUGAAUGGAAAAGUGCGUUAGAGAGGCUCAAAGAAUAUCCUAAUUCAGAAGUUUUGCGUGUACUUCAAAUAAGUUUUGAUAGACUCCAUGACACAGAGAAGGAAAUAUUCCUACAUAUUGCAUGCUUCUUUAAUCAUAAUAUGAAAGAUCAUGUUGUAGAAGUACUGGAUAUUCUUGGCCUUCAUGCUGGUGUUGGAUUGACACAACUCGUUGAUAAAUCUCUCCUGAAAAUUAUGGAUCAUGAUGUAGUGUGGAUGCAUGAUUUACUUGAAGAAAUGGGUAAGAACAUAGUUUUUCAAGAAUGCCCUAAUGAUCCUGGAAAGCGUAGUAGACUGUGGGUUUAUGAGGACAUUGACAAAGUAUUAAGAAAAAAUAAGGGAACAGAAGCAGUUCAAGCUAUGGAUAUUAGGGGUGGUUAUUUUCUUAAAGAACAACGGGCAACUUGGAACCCUGAUGCCUUUUUGAAGAUGUACAAUCUUAAAUUUCUUGAAGUUGAUUCCAUUGACCAUGUCCCCACACAUCUUCCUGAUGAUUUAAGAAUCCUUGAUUGGAGUAAUUAUCCUUCAAAAUCUUUGCCAUCAAGUUUCCAAUUGGAUGAGCUUGUUCAGCUUCGUUUGCAACGAAGUGAAAUUAACCAAAUUUGGAUAGGAAGAAAGAAUUUUGACAAGUUGAAGUUCAUUGACAUGGCCUACUCCUCCAACUUGAUUACAACCCCAGACUUUGCUGGAGUCCCAAAUCUUGAGAAAUUAGUGUUUGAACAUUGUACAAAUUUACGCAACCUUCACCCAUCCAUUGGAAUUCUUAAAAAGCUAGUUCUUCUUAAUGUUGCAUAUUGUGAAAAGCUGAGUUCUCUACCAAGCAAGUUUGAAAUGGAUUCUCUCAAGACUCUUAAUCUUUCUUGUUGCAUAAUACUCGAGAAAAUUCCAGAAUUCAUGGGAAGCAUGGUAUGCUUACGGAAACUUUUUUUGGAUUGCACUGCUAUUACGGAACUACCUUCAUCAAUUGGAGGCUUGAUUGGCCUCACUUCAUUGAUUCUAAUGGAUUGCAAAAAUCUUGUGUGCCUUCCUAGUUCCAUUUGUUGUUUGGCAUCUCUUGAAUCUCUAGAUCUUUCUGGAUGCUCAAAAUUUGAGAACUUGCCUGAGAACCUUUGGAAAGUCAAAGGUUUGAAGAAGCUUAAUUUGAGCAGAACAGCUAUUAAAGAGUUUCCUUCAUCAAUUGGAGGCUUGAUUGGCCUCACUUCAUUGAUUCUAAUGGAUUGCAAAAAUCUUGUGUGCCUUCCUAGUUCCAUUUGUUGUUUGGCAUCUCUUGAAUCUCUAGAUCUUUCUGGAUGCUCAAAAUUUAAGAACUUGCCUGAGAACCUUUGGAAAGUCAAAGGUUUGAAGAAGCUUAAUUUGAGCAGAACAGCUAUUAAAGAGUUUCCUUCAUCAAUUGGAGGCUUGAUUGGCCUCACUUCAUUGAUUCUAAUGGAUUGCAAAAAUCUUGUGUGCCUUCCUAGUUCCAUUUGUUGUUUGGCAUCUCUUGAAUCUCUAGAUCUUUCUGGAUGCUCAAAAUUUGAGAACUUGCCUGAGAACCUUGGGAAAGUCAAAGGUUUGAAGAAGCUUAAUUUAAGCAGAACAGCUAUUAAAGAGUUUCCUUCAUCAAUUGAACAUUUGACAAACCUUACUUCGUUGACUCUACUUAAAUGCUGUAAACUUGUGCGUCUUCCUAACACCAAAUAUGGUUUCAAGUUCCGUGGUGAUCUUUUUGUACACACAAAAUUUAAGCAAUACCCAUGGAUAAUCAAAGAUCUAAAGAUACUUGAUUUGAGUAGAACUGCUAUAGAAGAGCUACCUUCAUCAAUUGAACAUUUGACAAACCUUACUCUAUUGACUUUAAGAUAUUGCAUGAAUCUUGUGCGCCUUUCUAGCACCAUUUGUAGUUUGAAGUUGCUUAAUUCUCUUGAUCUUUUUGGAUGCUUAAAAUUUGACAACUUGCCAGAGAACAUAGGAAAUAUGGAUGGUUUGAAGGUGCUUAAUUUGUGUUGGACAGCCAUAAAAGAGGUUCCUUCUUCGAUUGUUUUGCUUAAAAAUCUCAAACAGCUACAUAUCCGUGGAUGGAAGUUAUCAGAUUUUUAUUCCCGGCCAGCAAGUCCUAAGUUGAUGGAACAAUUAUGGAUUUCAUUAUUUUACUUGCCAACAAGUCCUACCACGGAAAGAAUAUUAUUGCCUUCAUUUAUAUAUUCUUCACUGCAAAUAAAUCUGGCUCUGGUGGGCUUAUCAUUGCCUUCCUUAUCAAGUCUACAAUCUUUAACAGAUUUGUAUCUUAGUCACUGCGAUCUUUCGUCAAUUCCCGAUGACAUUGGCUGCUUGUCCUCUUUAGAAUACUUAAAUCUAAAUGGAAAUAAUUUUGGUUGCAAGAGGCUUCAAUCAUUGGAAAAUGUUCCGUCAACUAUUGAUUCCGUAAUUGCAAACGAUUGUAUCUCACUGGAGAGAUUGCUAGAACUGCAAUUUUAUCUUUCUAGGUCAGAUCGCAUCUAUUUGCAUCUAGUGUUUUGUAACUGCUUCAAAUUGUUUGGCAAUAGCGUGCUUCUGAGCUUUAAUAACAUGCUUCAGGGACAAAGUGGUACACUACCAAAGAAGUUAAAAAUUAUUAUUCCUGGAAGUGAAAUUCCGAAAUAUUUUAACCAUGAAUGUACGGGUCAUGAAUUGAGAAUACAAUUGCCUUCUGAUUUGUGUAAUGUGCCGAUUGGAAUUGCAUUUUGUGUUGUUUUUGUACCCAACAAUUGGCCUGUACCUCCUCGUAAUUGGGAGCUUUCAUUUAUAAUCAAUGGAAUUCCAAUGUAUAAGGGAGUAAUUUCUGGUUCUAGGAAAGAAUAUGGUACAAUUGAAUCACAUCACCUUUGGCUGAUGUAUUAUUCCUUUCUGGACGGAUUUCAUCCAUAUAUGAUUAGAGCAUCUUCCCCGACCUUGAAGGUAGAGAAAAUUGGGGUCCGAUUAGUAUACCGGCAAGACAUCGAAAAUCCCAGUAAAACUAUGGGACAGUGCAUCAACAACAGCAGCAUCGUAAUCCAUCAUGAUAUUGGUGAUUCAAUUACUGAAGGUAGUGGAAAUAAGCGAAGUCAUGAUGAGGAUGAUGAUGGGGCAGGACCUAGUGGAAAAUGCUACUCUAUUGUGGAACCACUGCCAAAGAGGAUUCAAAGGCUUGGAGGAUUUAUGGAGGAUUCUGAGGAUCCUAGUCAAAAGGGAAUUUUCCAACUUCUUUGCGAUGGAUUCAGAGGAUCAAACGGUCACGAAGCUUGCAGCCAUUCACGAAUGUAGUAGUUACCAAGACAUCAAAGAUAUCAAUCAAACACUGGCACAGAACAGCAACAACAGCAGCAUGCUCUAUGAGGGACCAGAUCCAAAGACUUGGAGUAUUUAUGUCUGAUUCAGAAGAAUCUAGUAAAAGGGAAUUCUUUGCCUGAAGGGAUCAAACAUCCAAGAAGCUUGAAGCCUAUUGCGGCGGUAAGAGGGAUAGUUAGCUGAGCCACGUUGAAGAAUUAGCCAAGUAGGAUCUCUCCUUUCACUCAAAAUGAUUCCUAGUGAAAAAGCACUCAAAGAACAAGUGUGCUGACAAAGUUUACUCUGGAUGGAUACAAGGUUGGUGGAAUCUUUUGGUGGUGGAGGGAAAUGUCUCUCUAGGUCUUCUCUUCUAGAAACAUCCAAGAACAGCAAAUUCUUUACAUAAGAAAUAUCACGGCAAGGAAGUAACUCGUUGAAUGUCAAUGGGCACACACUCAUCCCAAUUCCAAGGAUCAAAAGUGGCGUUUCAAUAAGAACAACCUUGUUUGUAAAUGUAGAAAUACCUGCAAGUUUAAAUUACAACAAUAACAACCAGAAGAACACAAAGUUGCAGAGCUCAGAAAUAUACCAAGGCAUCUACUGCAGCAUGCUCUCUAAGGAUCAUGAUCCUGAUGAUUUAGCCUCAGAAGGUAGCAGAAGUAAACGAAGGCAUUAUGAGGAUGAUGGGGCUGGAAACCUAGUGGAGAAGGCUACUCUAAUGAGGAACCACAGCCAAAGUGAAUUUAUAAAGUUGGAGAAUUUAUUGCUGAUUCUGAGGAUUCUAGUCAAAGGGAAAUUUUCGACUUCAUUGCCAGAGGGAAUCCAAGAAACUUGAAGCCUAUUGCAGUGGUAAGAGGGAAAGUUACAAGAGCAAAGUUGAAGAAUUAGCCAAGGAGGGUCCCUCCUCUCAAACCCACCUUGGCACUCACUAAACUGGUCAAGAAUUAACCGAGGGUUCCUUUUUGCUGUAUGUAUGUCAAUGUGUGUAUAUAUAUGUGUGACUUUGUUUAAUUGGUUUUAUAGAGUUUAAGCAGUGGAAUCAGUGUAGAGAAAUUAAAGUUCUCUUGUCCCAUGCUUUUGUGCUAUUUUGUAAUCUCCUAUUUUCUUUGUGAAAUUUUUUGUUACAUUGUC